This is a messenger RNA of Thalassophryne amazonica, 3499 nucleotides long. RefSeq names its product thromboxane A2 receptor (gene tbxa2r). NCBI's taxonomy places the organism in Eukaryota, Metazoa, Chordata, Actinopteri, Batrachoidiformes, Batrachoididae. Bases 304 to 1422 code for a protein of 372 amino acids. Gene Ontology annotation, cellular component: plasma membrane. Gene Ontology annotation, molecular function: thromboxane A2 receptor activity. The record is from RefSeq and is a predicted model, not a curated record. The transcript has 3 exons. Gene Ontology annotation, biological process: positive regulation of vasoconstriction; positive regulation of blood pressure; inflammatory response.
CAGCUGCAGAGGGAGAGAUGAGUCUGAGCUGCUCCAGGACACAGCUGGGAAAGGAGAUGAAAGGACUUCACUGCUGAAGGCAUGCUGUGGGAUUUAGGACUUUACCUCCAUCAAAUAGUUCUUGGUCUAUCUGACAUGUUCCUCACACCUUUUAAUGACAGCAGAGAGAGAUGAACUGGAUGGAGAAUCUCAAAGUCUGCAGCUGAAAGUCAGCUUGGUCCUUGGUGUUAUGGUGGAAGAGCAAAAUGUUGUCUUCUCUUGUCUGAGCGUGGCGAAGCAGAAACCUUGCACCAGUUGGUCACCAUGAACGCCUCCAUGGCAGUACUCGCUAACGACACCACACCGCUCUGCUACUCCAUCAACAGCCCCCCAUUCAGGUACAACCACACCAUCGCCUCGGCCUACUUCUCAUCGGUCUUCAGCGUUUUGGGCCUCAGCUCCAACCUCAUAGCCUUUGUGGUUCUCAUCAAAUCCUUCCGUCAGACACAUAGCCGCUCUCGCUCCUCCUUCCUAAUCUUCCUCUGUGGCCUGGUGGUCACAGACUUCAUGGGUCUCCUGGUGACAGGCUUGAUUGUGGUCUCCUUUCAUGUUACACAAUUUAACUGGCGUCAUAUAGACCCAAAGUGCCACUUCUGCAACUUCAUGGGCAUGUCCAUGGUGUUUUACGGACUGUGCCCUCUGCUGCUUGGUGCUGGCAUGGCAGUGGAGCGCUUCAUUGGCAUCAACUGUCCUUUUGCACGCUCCUUCAGCAUGCCCAAGACCCGGGCAGUCUCUAUGGUGAUGACUGUGUGGCUGUUUGCUGGCUGCAUAGCUUUGCUGCCCUUAUUAAAUGUGGGCAGCUACCACAUUCAGAUGCCAGGGUCCUGGUGUUUUUUCAACAUCAGCUCACUGGGAAGUGACUUGGUCUUCUCGUUGAUCUUCUCAUUGAUUGGUUUGCUGUCCAUUACUGCAUCUUUUGUGCUGAACACUGUGAGUGUCGUGACGCUGAUCAAGGUGUGCUGCGGUCAGGACAGGACACAGCGUCGCCGUGACUAUGAGGUGGAAAUGAUGGUGCAGCUCAUUCUGAUUAUGGUCAUCGCCUCCAUCUGCUGGUGCCCCCUGCUGGUGUUUAUUGCAGAGACUGUGCUGUCCAGCAGACAAGCCCAGAUCCACUACCUGCUGCUAUGGCUUCGCUUUGCCACGUGGAACCAGAUCCUGGACCCCUGGGUGUACAUCCUAUUUCGCCGGGCAGUUCUUAAACGAAUCUACCCUCGUUUCGAUUGGUCCCAGGGCUCCAUAAUGGCCUCAUCAUUUCGUGGCACCAUCCGUAGGUUCACACGCAGUUCUCUGAGGAGCAGGCUUGACCAGAAUGAGAGAGAAGAAGCUCAAAAACCAAGUAUAACACCUUCAUUUACCAUGAAGCCCCAGCCUCCUUCUACCUGAGUGGUUGGAACUGUAUUGUAUCAAUGACAUCACCGCAGCAUUCUGUGUUUAUUACUACUCGCUGAUGUAAUGUGGGAUUGCACCGAUGAUCUUAAGGGAUCAAACAUAGUCCUGCUCGUACUUAAUAGUUAAAUAGUUUGCAGUGUUAAAAGGACACUUUAAUUCAGAACACCUAAUUUGCAAGCAGAGGUUGAUUUGUAAUGGGCAUAAAUUCAUUUUCAAACUAGAAGGAUGCUCAGUGGAAUCACCAACACCAGUCCCAGUCCAUAUUUCAUCAGAAUAUGGACUGGAGCUAGAGUUGGGCUACCAAUAUGUGCCUGUAUUUGUCUAUGUCCUUGGAUAAGACACUUCCUCUACAUUGACAGCCAGAAUGCAUCUGAAAAAUGCACAACAGAUUGACAGCCAUCUUGGUCCGUAGUCAUGAUGUAAUGUCAUGGCACUGGCUGUUACCUGUCUGAAAGUCACUGAAUAGAGUCUGUGGUUAGAUCCAUGUUUUGAAGGCCAAUCUCAUGCUGUGCUGGCCUUCACUUCUGCAGUUGGUCUCACUGGCACUCAAAAAUAACUAAACAACUAAAUAAAAAUUCCUACUUUCCUCCUCAAAAUAUUAUCUUUGGAAAAUCUGUCCACCUAAUAAACAUCACUAGUCAUGUGACUACAUCCUGCUAAAACACACAUUUUAACCAUUUUGAAAUAUUCACCGUCAAAGUCCCCCCAAAAAACCCUGUUUCACACUGUAAAAAAAAUCAUUUUUUUCUAAUUCAUUUCAAUAGAGGGCCUCGAGGGGCCAUGAUGUCUUCAAAGUCCACAUUCCUCACAGUUUAAGGUUUCUGAGCAUUUAUCAGCAGCAGGUGAAAUCAGGCUAAAUUCCCCCAUGUUUAUGAUUUUAUUUCUCAGGGCAUGUGGUACCAAAAAUGAAAUUUUGAGCAAAAGUUGUUAAUACUUAUAUACAUGUGAUUUCUUAGGUUUUUAUUUUUAAUAAUUUUUUUCAUGUUGCCAUUAUGGGGUGUUGUGAGCAAAAUUUUGAGGAGAAAAAAUGGAUUUAUUCCAUUUUGGAAUAAGGCAGUAAAAUAACAAAAUGCGGACAAAGUGAAGCACUGUGAAUAUUUUCUGGAUGAACUGUAUAUUCUAUUUGUAGCUCAUGACAUAUGUCGUUGUCACGUUAUGCAACUAUAAUGGUAGCACAAACAUUUUUUAGUGUCCAACACCAGUUGUUCAGUUCACUUCAAUUGGUCAUUCCUGAAAAAGGCCUAUUGGUGUGUUUGAUAGCAAUAUCCAGAAUUUUUCCAGUACUUCUCCAGAUGGACCUUGAACCUGGCUGUUGACUCUGCCAAGAGUUCAGGAGACAAUCACUAUUCUAUAUGAGAAACAGAAUUACUUGAUCGUGAGCCUCUCUCUAGCCUUGAAUACUAUUAAGUACCAACCUCUGAAAUUUCUUAAUUCCCUCUUUGUUUGUCACAAUUUUAAAUAACUUGAUAAGAUCAUCCCUUUGAUAUCUCACUAGUAAGGACAGCACAAGGUGUUUCAACCACUCUGCACAGCUGAGGUUGCCUAGACAUGGGACCAUUUUUGUGGCUCACCUUUGUACACCCUCCAAGACUUUAACAUCUUUCACCAAAUGGCAGUUCUACACCUGCACACAGUAUUCAAUGGUCUGACAUAAGUUGUAUACAAAUACUGAUCCAUGCGGCACACCACUUGUUAUUUCCCAUUCUGAAUGGCUUCCCCAAUGCAGUCUCAUUGGCAUUUGCAAUGGCAUCACUUAAACUGUUCUAUUAGAUUGUGAUACCCUCAUGAAAAUCUAUGACAUUGAGUAAGGGUAUCAUAAUCUAAUACCAUGGGCCAGUUGUUCAAAAGUAAUCUGAUUGGAUUUUGGUUAUUGGAUUGCAUCAAGUCUUGAAAAUGGGUUGUUCAAAAGGGAAAGAAGGAUUCUGAAAUUGGAUUAGAUCAUAUAAUCCAAUCCUAGUUUUAAUCUGGAUCAAACCUUCACUUUGUGUUGUUCAAAACAUUUCAGUAGGAUCUGGAUAACUUUAAUCCAAAAAAAAAAAAAAAGGAUUAUCCUGAUUCCAACAGGGGGCAG